GCAGGGGCACCGGGAGGGAGCGCGUCCCGUGAGGGACCCGGGUGCGGGACGCGGCCAUGCGAGGCCCCGGCGCGGCCAUGCAGCGCUUCCUCUGCCCGCUGCUGUGCCUCUGGGCGCUGCGGCUGCCGGCGGGCACCAGCACGGCCGCCCGCGGGCUGGAUGUCGCUUCCUACCGGGAGCGGGUGCGUGCCAUGUUCUACCACGCCUACGAGCACUACCUGGAGAGCGCCUUUCCCUACGACGAGCUGCGGCCGCUGACGUGCGACGGGCAGGACACCUGGGGCAGCUUCUCCCUGACUCUGAUCGACGCCCUGGACACUCUGCUGAUCUUGGGAAAUGUCUCCGAGUUCCAGCGAGUUGUCAAUGUGCUGCAGGAGGGAGUGGACUUCGAUAUUGAUGUCAACGCAUCUGUCUUUGAAACAAACAUUCGAGUGGUGGGAGGGCUCCUCUCUGCUCACCUGCUCUCCAGGAAGGCUGGAGUUGAAGUCGAGGCAGGCUGGCCGUGCUCGGGGCCUCUCCUGAGGAUGGCUGAGGAAGCAGCUCGCAAACUGCUGCCAGCUUUCCAGACCCCAACUGGGAUGCCCUAUGGCACAGUGAACCUGCUGCAUGGAGUAAACCCUGGGGAGACCCCAGUCACCUGUACUGCUGGAAUUGGCACCUUUAUAGUGGAGUUUGCCACCUUAAGCCACCUUACUGGUGACCCAGUGUUCGAGGAUGUUGCCAGGAAGGCUUUGAAGGCACUGUGGAAAAAUCGCUCAGAUAUUGGGCUGGUGGGGAAUCACAUUGAUGUGAUCACUGCCAAGUGGGUGGCCCAGGAUGCUGGGAUUGGGGCCGGGGUGGACUCCUACUUUGAAUACCUGGUUAAAGGAGCCAUCCUCCUGCAGGACAAGGAGCUGAUGUCCAUGUUUUUAGAAUAUAACAAAGCUAUCAAAAAUUACACCAAGUUUGAUGACUGGUACCUGUGGGUUCAGAUGUACAAAGGAACGGUGUCCAUGCCUGUGUUCCAGUCCCUGGAGGCCUAUUGGCCAGGCCUGCAGAGCCUCAUUGGGGAUGUAGAUAAUGCCAUGAGGACCUUCCUCAACUAUUACACGGUCUGGAAGCAGUUUGGGGGCCUGCCCGAGUUCUACAACAUUCCCCAGGGAUACACGGUGGACAAGAGGGAAGGAUAUCCACUCAGGCCUGAGCUGAUUGAGAGCGCGAUGUACUUGUACCGUGCCACGAGAGACCCCACGCUCCUGGAGCUGGGGAGAGACGCAGUGGAGUCCAUAGAGAAAAUCAGCAAGGUGGACUGUGGGUUUGCAACUAUUAAAGACUUGAGGGACCACAGGCUGGAUAAUCGCAUGGAAUCCUUCUUCUUGGCUGAAACAGUCAAAUACUUGUACCUGCUCUUUGACCCAGACAACUUCAUCCACAAUGAUGGCUCAGACUUCGAUGUGGUGGUUACACCGUAUGGGGAAUGUGUCCUGAAUGCUGGAGGGUACAUCUUCAACACUGAGGCUCAUCCCAUCGACCCUGCUGCCCUGCACUGCUGUAGGAAGCGCAAGGAGGAGCAGUGGGAGGUGGAAGACUUGAUGAGGGAGUUCUACUCACAGAAGAAAACCAAGAAAUUCACUUUAAAAAGAGCUCCUGACCACGGUGAAGGGGAAAAUGCAAAAGACCCUGGAGAUGCCUCUUCAGAGAAAGCUGGAGAGAAGAGAAACUCUAAGAAAAGCUCACACUCCCUCCUGAGCUGCCCCAGUCAAUCUUUUAACUCCAAGCUUGCAGUACUUGGACAGGUCUUCCUAGAUAACACCUGAUCCCCUUUGCACCAUCCGUUUAAAUUACUGAACUUGUUUCAGAUUCUGGGAAUAUAUUUUUAUAGUUUCAUAAUGGAAAGUGUGGUAUCUCACAAUGUGAAUUGUAUUAUGAAGUGAAACAACUUCUCAUUAAAUUCUGCUACUGCUCCUUUA
Molecule: messenger RNA, 1949 nt
Organism: Corvus hawaiiensis (hawaiian crow)
Lineage: Eukaryota; Metazoa; Chordata; Aves; Passeriformes; Corvidae
Gene: EDEM2
Product: ER degradation enhancing alpha-mannosidase like protein 2
Exons: 11
Coding region: 57-1796 (579 amino acids)
Biological process (GO): mannose trimming involved in glycoprotein ERAD pathway; endoplasmic reticulum mannose trimming; carbohydrate metabolic process
Cellular component (GO): endoplasmic reticulum; membrane
Molecular function (GO): calcium ion binding; mannosyl-oligosaccharide 1,2-alpha-mannosidase activity
Source: RefSeq, a predicted model, not a curated record